This is a messenger RNA of Manis pentadactyla (Chinese pangolin), 2259 nucleotides long. RefSeq names its product ran-binding protein 9-like. NCBI's taxonomy places the organism in Eukaryota, Metazoa, Chordata, Mammalia, Pholidota, Manidae. Gene Ontology annotation, biological process: cytoskeleton organization; cell surface receptor signaling pathway. The record is from RefSeq and is a predicted model, not a curated record. Gene Ontology annotation, cellular component: cytoplasm. Gene Ontology annotation, molecular function: protein binding.
GGAUUUAUUAUUUUGAAGUAAAAAUUGUCAGUAAGGGAAGAGAUGGUUACAUGGUAAUUGGUCUUUCUGCUCAAGGUGUGAACAUGAAUAGACUACCAGGCUGGGAUAAACAUUCAUAUGGUUAUCAUGGGGAUGAUGGACAUUCAUUUUGCUCUUCUGGAACGGGACAACCUUAUGGACCAACUUUUACAACUGGUGAUGUCAUUGGCUGUUGUGUUAACCUUAUCAACAAUACCUGCUUCUACACCAAGAAUGGAUAUAGUUUAGGUAUUGCUUUCACUGAUCUACAGCCAAAUUUAUAUCCUACGGUGGGGCUCCAGACACCAGGAGGAGUAGUUGAUGCCAAUUUUGGGCAGCAUCCUUUUGUGUUUGACAUAGAAGACUACAUGCGAGAGUGGAGAGCCAACAUACAGGCGCAGAUAGACUGGUUUCCGCUCGGAGAUCGAGAGGGAGAAUGACAGACGAUGACACAGAAAAUGGUUUCAUCUUACUUAGUCCACCAUGGGUACUGUGCCACAGCAGAGGCCUUUGCCAGAUCUACAGACCAGACCGUUCUAGAAGAAUUAGCUUCCAUUAAGAAUAGACAAAGAAUUCAGAAAUUGGUAUUAGCAGGAAGAAUGGGAGAAGCCAUUGAAACAACACAACAAUUAUACCCAAGUUUACUUGAAAGAAAUCCUAACCUCCUUUUCACAUUGAAAGUGCGUCAGUUCAUAGAAAUGGUGAAUGAUACAGAUAGUGAAGUACGAUGUUUGGGAGGACGAAGCCCAAAAUCUCAAGACAGUUAUCCUGUUAGUCCUCGACCUUUUAGUAGUCCGAGUAUGAGCCCAAGCCACGGGAUGACUAUCCACAGUCUAGCUUCAGGCAAAGGAGGUACUGCACAUUACUCUGGUUUUGAAAGUUGUAGUAAUGGUGUAAUAUCAAAUAAAGUACAUCAGUCAUAUUGCCAUAGUAAACACCAGUCCUCCAAUUUGAAUGUUCCAGAACUGAACAGCAUAAAUAUGUCAAGAUCACAAGUUAAUAACUUCACCAGUAAUGAUGUAGACAUGGAAACAGAUAACUACUCCAAUGGAGGGAGAAACUUCAUCCUAAAUGGUAGCUCUAAACAUGAUCACGAAAUGGAAGAUUGUGACACCAAAAUGGAAGUUGAUUCGAGUCAGUUAAGACGCCAGUUGUGUGGAGGAAGCCAGGCCGCCAUAGAGCGAAUGAUCCGCUUUGGAAGAGAGCUACAGGCGGUGAGCGUACAGCUGAGGAGGGAAUGCGGGAAGAACACAGCAAAUAAAAAAAUGCUGAAGGAUGCAUUCAGUUUACUGGCUUAUUCAGAUCCUUGGAACAGUCCAGUUGGAAGCCAGCUUGACCCAAUUCAGAGAGAACCUGUGUGCUCAGCUCUUAACAGUGCAAUAUUAGAAGCCCACAAUCUGCCAAAGCAGCCCCCUCUUGCCGGAGCAGUGGGGCAGGCCACACAGUGUCUGGGACUGAUGGCUCGGUCCGGAACUAGAUCCUGUGCGUUUGCCACAGUGGAAGACUACCUACAUUAGCUAUGCAUUGAAGGAGCUCACACUCACACCGUGGCAUAUAGUCAACAUGGAAAUAGACCAGCUCUGCUGAUUUGGAAUUUAGAUUUUUUAAAUUAUGUCCUGGGGACAGGUUUUCGUCGCUUUACAUGGCUUCCUAGUUCACAGCAUGAUGCAAAUGAUUUUCUAACUCGGUAUCAGGAGAAAUUAUUUUCCAUCUUUAACCUCUUAGUUGUCUAAGAGUUAAAUAUCACUGAAUUUCAGACAUUUAAAUUGAUCGUCACAAAUCCCUUAAAACAAUUACCUAAAAGAAACCAAAAAAUCUUGCCGCCUUUGUUGGGGAAAGAAGAGGGGGAAGGAAAUGGAACAAGUUGUGUUGUGUUAGCAUAUGGGUGAUGUAAACUUCAAAUUGGGAGCUGUUCCGACCCCCACUCCCACAUAAGCAUUCAGUCAGUGUAACUUGCAAAAUACAUAAACAUUGGACAGUUUGAAUUUAUAGUGUUGAUGGAAGAAAUCAUUUUUAAUGUGUACUGUAAAACUUGAAAUACUCAGGAGCUGAGUGAAUAUGUUUGUUGCUACUUACAAUCCCAACCUGUUAGUCCCAGUAGUUUUGUUUUAACAUCGUCCUUUUCAACUUUGUUUCCUGUUUAACUACGGACAAUUUCUGUUAUAUACUCACAAGUUUAACUGUUGUAUUAUAACAGUAUUACAUGUCAACAGUGUGGUUAUGACCUUUAUUUAUAUAAAA